CAUGUGCCCCUCUCCUGUCUCCACCAGUUCCUGCUUCUCAAUCAUUUGAGCCCUCCUCUCUCCUCUCUUCUCCCCAUAUUUUCAGCUUCCAUUUCCUCUAUUGUUGAACUCUUAUCAACCAUUUCUUCAACUUAUUUCUCAAGUAAUCCUUUUCUAUUCCUUAGUUGAGGUGCAAUUUUUGCUCAAUUCAGCUCUAUUUAUCCUCCUAAGCACACAUUACUCAGAAUUUGGUUAUCAAGUAAUUUAUCAAAUUUGUUACUUCUUCAUUGUUGGGAUACAAUUUGAGUAUUGUUGAGCCUUUAUUUUUACUUCUAUGUCGACGUCAGCAGAAGGAAACGGAGCUAUAAUUGAUCCUCAUCAAAGGCAGCAACAGCAAAAUCCUUCUGGGGGCGGAGGUACAAACGGCGCUUUAACAGUGAAAAAGCCGCCAGUAAAAGACCGUCAUAGCAAAGUUGACGGUAGAGGAAGGCGUAUAAGGAUGCCAAUUGUAUGUGCAGCUAGGGUUUUUCAGCUCACACGUGAACUAGGUCACAAGUCUGAUGGCCAAACUAUUGAAUGGUUGCUUCGUCAAGCUGAGCCGUCAAUUAUAGCUGCAACUGGUACUGGUACAAUACCAGCUAGUUUCUCUACUGUAUCGGUUUCAGUUCGAAGCUCAUCGUCAUCGAUAUUAACUUCAUCCAUUUCGGCUCCGCUUGAUCAUAAGCAGCCGCCAUCAUCACAGCCGUUGAUUUCUCCUGCUCCGUUUAUACUCGGGAAACGCCUCCGGCCUGAUGAUGAGAGCAUUGAAAACGGGAAUAAGGAGGAUGUGGGACCUGCUGCUACGGUUGUGGGUCCCACGUCCGGGUUCUGGGCUGUUCCAGCUCGGCCAGAUUUUGGCCAAGUUUGGAGUUUUGCUGCGGCGCCACCAGAAAUGAUGGCGCCAACAUCAGCAGCGUUAAGUUUGCAGAGUUCAAGAUUCUUUCAGCAGCAGAUGGGAGAGGCUUCAGCAGCUAGAGUGGGGAAUUAUUUACCCAUGACUCAAGGACACCUCAAUUUGCUAGCUUCUUUAUCAGGUCCGCUGCAGCCUUCUUCUGGUAGAAGAGACGCCGACGGACGCUGAAGAUAUGGAUAUUAUUAUUAUUGUUGUUGUUGUUGUUGUUGUUAAUAUAUCGUAUAAAUAUGUGUUAAUGUUCUAGUUUGUUCAUGUUGUGUUAGAUGAGAAAUUGUUGUUGAAUUUUGGGAGUUAGGUUCUAGUGAGUGAUGAAUUAUCGCUAGGAUUAGGUUGUUUGCUUCGUCGAAUUUGUUAGCAUUUAAAUUCUCCAAAUUUUGGGUGUUGUAGCUGUGGGAAGAUAACAAGGGACACAAGUAUCAGGGGAUUUGCUUGUGAUGAAUUUGGUGGGGAUUUCCACUUUUGUUGUUGUAGACCUCAUAAUAAGCUACUUGAUCAAGUGGUUACUAGAGAUAAUAGGGACAAGUGUGGACUAUGAAAACCUGUAGUUCCACAUGAAUGUUUUGUAAGGAAACCGUGGAGGUUUCCAUUUAAUUCAGUUAUGUAAUUUGUUGAAACUAUCAGUUGUGAGCUAAACUUUCCUACUCAAAUUUGAGUGCUAUGGACUUCCAUUACUGAACUUACUUUGUGUUAUGUUGAAUGAAAUGUUUUUUACUCAAUGAUUGAGUUGAUACCAUACUGGAUAAAAUGAAAUAUUCAUUUCUUGCUCUGCCCAAUUCCCCCUGCCCCCACCUCCCUUUCCGAAUCAUUUUAAAAGCAUUGCUUGAUUCACUUGCGACUGAUCGAUCAACUGAUACAUAGGACACUGAGAAGUGAAAUCAAUAGACUGAUGAAUAUAACUUGAACAGGAUCUUGAUUGAUCAUGUGAAAUGUUGUUGAAUCGAAUAUAUAGAAAUGGAGGAAAUAAAAUAUUUUUACACUCUGAGCUUUCUUAAAUUGAUUAUGGACCAGAUAAAUUUUGCUGCAGCUUGAUGUCUAUUCCAUAAAUAAAUGUGCGAUGAGUGCCACAUGAUUUUAUGUUAAUGAUCUUCAUGCUAUAAAUUCCUCCCUAGUACUCAGAAGAUAGUGUAGUUAUUAAAAAUGUUACAGUGUCCUAUACAUUUAAGAAUGACAUGAUGCCCUAUUUUAUCAUGUGCUGCUUCAACUUGGAGGAGGAAAGGAUCUAUACUGCAGCAUCUGAUAUUUUUUACAGCAACUGGGAGGAUUCUGCUCUGCAGCAUCUGAGAUUAACACCUUUCAGCUUUAAUUUUGCAUCCGAUUAGGUAAGAUGUGGUUAAAUUCUUUGUGCGUGUGAAUUUAUUUUUGAAUCUUUUAAGUUUAGAAGCAUAUAGAUAAGUUAUCUGACCUCCAAAAGCGAGAGAACAAAAUGAUUUUGUAACAUCUGGUUUGUCUUAUUUCAAGUUGACAAAGAGCUAGGCAUGCCUGCUAGCUAUCCUGGUAGGAAAACAAGAAGGUUUAUGUAAGUCUGUGGAGAUUUCAGCGCCUCCUUAUGUUCUGAUUAGUCUUAUUUCGAGUUGACACAGAGCUACCUGCUAACUAUCCUGGUAGGAAAUCGAGGAGGUUUAUGUACAUCGUGGAGAUUUGCAGCUCUUUUAUUGUAGAUUGUUUCUCUAAUAUAGGGUGGUUCAGGGUAGUAUAUCAUGCUUUGUUACCUGAAGGCUCUUUUUAACAACUACUUGUCCCUAAGGUUAGUAAGAUUCUUCUUUACAUACUGAGAUACAAUUUCUAGAAUGUGUUUGAUUUUACUGUUUCUUUUCAAACUCUGCUAACUCUUUGAGUUGCUGAAGUUUUUAAACUAUCAUCCGGAGUAGCAAAUGGUGCAAGACUGCAUAUCUGGUAGAAGCUCAUAAUAUAAGGAAUUGCUGAAUCUAGAAUCUUUAAGCUUUGAUUGAUAUUCUUUUUACUUCCUACUUUACAACACAAUUCAUAUACGCUGGGAGAUCCAUGGGAUAUUCAAAGCCAAAGGCUACUGAACCCUGUCAUAACACCAGACAGAUGCUUAGGAAAGGAGUAAUUGCGAGCUAUGUAGUGUGUAUAUGAUGUGAUUGCGAGCUAUGUAGAUGUUAUGGAAUUAAUUCAAGUGAUUUGGAGCUUUGAAGUCUGAGUAAAUAUGUAGUGUGUAUAUGAUGGAGUGAUUGCGAGCUAUGUAGUGUGUAUAUGAUGGAGUGAUUGCGAGCUAUGUAGAUGUUAUGGAAUGAAUUCAAGUGAUUUGGAGCUUUGAAGUCUGAGUAAAUAUGUAGUGUGUAUAUGAUGGAGUGAUUGCGAGCUAUGUAAAUGUUAUGGAAUGAAUUCAAGUGAUUUGGAGCUUUGAAGUCUGAGUAAAUAUGUAGUGUGUAUAUGAUGGAGUGAUUGCGAGCUAUGUAAAUGUUAUGGAAUGAAUUCAAGUGAUUUGGAGCUUUGAAGUCUGAGUAAAUAUGUAGUGUGUAUAUGAUGGAGUAAUUGCGAGCUAUGUAGUGUAUAUAUGAUGGAGUGAUUGCGAGCUAUGUAGAUGUUAUGGAAUGAAUUCAAGUGAUUUGGAGCUUUGAAGUCUGAGAAAAUAUGUAGAGUGUAUAUGAUGGAGUGAUUGCGAGCUAUGUAGUGUGUAUAUGAUGGUAGAAGCCCAAGGAAUUAAGCCGGGAUCGUGUUCGGGGAUCAACGGAUGAUAUUGGAACGAAACGAAGAAUCGAGCAUGCAUAUUGCGCAGUGUGUAGUAAUAUGCACAUAUGUAGUGUGUAGUGUGUAUAUGAUGGAGUGAUUGCGAGCUAUGUAGAUGUUAUGGAAUAAAUUCAAGUGAUUUGUAGCUUUGAAGUCUGAGUAAAAGUUCAAGAAAUUAAGCUGGGAUCGUGUUCGGGGAUCAACGGAUGAUAUUGGAACGAAACGAAGAAUCGAGCAGUCAUAUUGCGAAGUGUCUAGUAAUAUGCACAUAACCUUUCGCUUGAAACUCCAUUUGGGACCCACGAUAUAUUGUUGGAAAUCUAAUUUAAAGGGCUACAACUUUCACGUUUUA
Messenger RNA from Nicotiana tabacum (common tobacco), 3974 nucleotides. NCBI's taxonomy places the organism in Eukaryota, Viridiplantae, Streptophyta, Magnoliopsida, Solanales, Solanaceae. The record is from RefSeq and is a predicted model, not a curated record.